CAGAGAGCGUUGAUUUAGAGGGUCUCUCUAUCGGGUGGUAAGGCUCAUCACCGGACUGACGAGGGGACGUAGCUGUUGGUGGAAGAAAGCCCCGCUUUUAUCCAUUCACCACUGGAUACCUAACUCGCCCUGGGGUUGGAUUAAACUUUAAUCACAUCUUUUUAGUUUUUCUUUUUACUUUGCUUUUUCCCGCAACUCGCCGAAGACAAUGGGAUCCCAGUCAUCCAAGGGAGAGGUGGCGGCGGAGGCAAACGCCACCGCCGCGGAUGCUGCAGCUGUCAAAACCAACGGACAGGAGAAUGGACACGUGAAAACCAACGGAGAUGUCUCCUCAAAGCCUGACGGGGAUGCUGCAACCAAUGGCUCAGCCGAGGCAGCCAAGGAGCCCGAAGCUGGGGCGGAAGGAGACGCUAUCGAGCCCGCACCUGCUGCAGAUGGAGAGGCUGCCAAGCCUCAGGGUGAGGGCACAACCAAGGAAACCCCCAAGAAGAAGAAGAAGAAGUUCUCCCUGAAGAAGUCCUUUAACUUCAAACUGAACCUGAAGAAGAGCAAGAAAAGCGAGGCUGUGAAGGAGGAGGCAGCGGCAGCAGCAGCUGCUGCCCCUCCUGAGGAGAAGCCAGCUGAAAAUGGAGCUGCUGCUCCUGCGGAGGAGAAGGAGGAAGUGAAAGAAGAGGCUGCUGCCGCUACUGCGGCUGAGGCUCCAAAGGCCGAGGAGGGGGCAGUUAAGGAGGAGGCACCCAAGGAGGAGGCCAAGGAGGCAGCUGCUCCAGUCCCCGAGGCCACCAAACCAACAGAGGAGAGCAACUCAACCCCUGCUCCGUCUGAAAAGAAAGAGUGAUUGUACCGUUAGCUCACAAUGAACUGUGGUGAACUGUUUUUCAGAAGAGAGAAAAUCUAAGAGUAUAUAUAUAUAUAUUUAUAUAUAUGUGUAUAUGUAUACAUAUGUAUAUGCAUAUAUGUAUAUGUAAAUAUAUACACAUGUAUGUGAAAGACUCUUUUGACGUGCCACUUUUCGUCAUGAUAACAAGAUGACAGACUAGAUUCACUAGAUCACUUCCCCGGUUACUGCUCGACAUCCGGACGUGGGCUGAGUUUUUGGCAGGGGGUCGGUCGCUAUGUGGAAAAGGGAUUUACCAGGCUGGAACGCCGGCCACCGACACCAUGAAGUAGAGCUGGACAGACGGAGGAAGGGAGGGAAGGAGAUGGAGCUGAAGGAUCUUUUCCUUAAAAAAACCUACAAAUCAAGAUGCCUUCUUGCUGAAGGAUCGACGCUAGAAGAGAUCCCAGGACACCACCACUUGAAAUGACUGUUAAAUAAUUAAAAAAUAAACAAACAAAAUCAGAAAACUAAAAGACUCUUUCAACUUUUUACAUUCCUAUAUAUUUUAACCCAAAUUUGAAGUAUUUUGUGGUGUAUUAUAGAGAACCAUCUUAAAGAGAAGCUAUGUCUCGUUUGUUAAAAGAAAAGACGACUUUGAUUUUUACCUUACUAUGAAAACUAAAACACUUAAGCUUGCUAUGUUCACUGUUGCGGUUUGAUAUGAAGCAGAGUUGUUUAUCUGUCGUGUGUGAGCCUGAAUCUGCUUUGUCUCUGUAAAUACAUUGGAUUGAUUUCUGUUCUUUAUUUUGCUAAUGUUGACAGAUGUUACUGGUAUAUUGUAAAGUUGAUAAUAGUAAAUAAAUGUUGGUUACCUGCC
Molecule: messenger RNA, 1697 nt
Organism: Nothobranchius furzeri (turquoise killifish)
Lineage: Eukaryota; Metazoa; Chordata; Actinopteri; Cyprinodontiformes; Nothobranchiidae
Gene: marcksl1b
Product: MARCKS-like 1b
Biological process (GO): actin filament organization; central nervous system development
Cellular component (GO): plasma membrane; cytoplasm
Molecular function (GO): actin filament binding; calmodulin binding
Source: RefSeq, a predicted model, not a curated record